UAUCAGAGGACUGAUCAAAUAAAGUAUUAAGGGGUCGGUACACCGAGUUGAAUUUGGACGUUGAUUGAUUUUGUAGGACUUUGCUAGUGAUGGCGACUUGGGCACAAUCCCCAAUUACAUCUGACGGCGGAAAUACAAUCAAAGUACUAGCUCUAGUCUCUGUGCCAGAAAGACUGUUGCCUUCUAGAUCUGCAUUGCAUGAAUUGAGAACCUUGACAGUCUAUAUGUAGAAGGGAGCGCGCAGACUUACCAGCCAGCCAGCCAGGACCCCAAAUCAGUUCCGCAACCAUGAAGUCGACAUACUGGUAUAUGAUGGCUAUGACAGCCCUGAUGAGAUCCGUUCGGAGCAUCAUCACCCAGCAAGACCCUUCUCAAUUGACUCUUGACACCGCCGACCCGCGUAAGUACUACUAUCUGGAGAAAAACAAUGGCAAUCCGCUUGACAACAGCACAAGCUUUCGCGUCAAAGCAGCCCAAGGUACAACACCAACGGGCGCUGUAACAUGCGAUGCAAACACCCUCUGCCCUGAUGCCAGCUGUUGCGGCCUCAAGAAUAUCUGCGGCUUCGGCCCCGACUAUUGUGGACAAGGUUGUCAGCACAACUGUUCUGCAACAGCACCGUGUGGCAGGUAUAGCGAUGACGACGGUAACAUCCCUUGCGGGAUGAACCUCUGCUGCAGCUAUUAUGGCUAUUGCGGCUUCGACAACAGCUUUUGCGCAGCUGGAGCCACUGGAUGCCAGGAAGCUUAUGGUUCAUGCCAGACACAACAGCCUUUUACUUGCGCCAAUGGUGAUGCUACCAAAAGAACCAUUGCCUACUAUCAAGGUGGUAAUGUGUAUUCGGCAGACAGAAAGUGCGGACAAGCGAACCCCUCGGACCUCGACGUCAGCGGCUAUACCCAUCUAUACUGGGCUUUUCCAGAGAUCAGUGCUUCGCACGAAGUGGUCUCCUCGGACGCUCGAGACCAAAACCUCUACAAAGAUUUCACUGCUUUAAAGUCAGACAAGCUCGAGACGUGGAUUAGUAUCGGAGGCUUCGACUACACAACCAAUAACCCGGAUUCGUGGAGCUCGAUGGUGUCAACUGUUGAUACAUGCAAGACAUUCAUCAACAGCAUCGUCGGGUUCAUGAAGAAUUACGGGUUUCAAGGUGUUGAUCUCGAUUGGGAAUAUCCAGUUGAUCCAAUGCGAGGAGGCCAGAAGAACGACAUGCAGAAUUUGGUAGCUUUAGUCCGCGAGAUGCGAGCAAACCCAGACUUUGGCCAAAAUUUUGGUAUCAGUGUCACUUUGGCUCCGGAUAUAAACUAUCUGCAACACUUCGAUGCCAAAGGCUUGAUCAAGUAUGCCAGCUUCCUUGGGUUCAUGUCAUACGAUCUGCAUGGAACUUGGGACGGCGAUCUUCCAAUGUUGGCAAAAAGGUUUAUGGUCAAACAGAUGGCAACGACAUUGAGCAAGAUUUGA
This is a messenger RNA of Cadophora gregata, 1461 nucleotides long. RefSeq lists its product as uncharacterized. The record is from RefSeq and is a predicted model, not a curated record. Gene Ontology annotation, biological process: carbohydrate metabolic process. The coding region runs from base 289 to 1461 and encodes 390 amino acids. The transcript is spliced from 3 exons. Gene Ontology annotation, molecular function: chitin binding. NCBI's taxonomy places the organism in Eukaryota, Fungi, Ascomycota, Leotiomycetes, Helotiales, Ploettnerulaceae.